Messenger RNA from Frieseomelitta varia, 1210 nucleotides. RefSeq names its product transcriptional regulatory protein AlgP-like. The record is from RefSeq and is a predicted model, not a curated record. The coding region runs from base 139 to 888 and encodes 249 amino acids. NCBI's taxonomy places the organism in Eukaryota, Metazoa, Arthropoda, Insecta, Hymenoptera, Apidae. The transcript is spliced from 4 exons.
CCGCGGCUUUCGCAAGCCGCGCAUCCACUUUUCGUAAGUCCACCACCCCAACGGUGAACGCUAGUAUAAAAUGUGGACACUUGGACGAUUCUCCACUCAUCGUUCAACAGCCGAAUCGAGCAAUUCCCAAGCCUGACAAUGAUCAAGACAGCGUGCAUCGUCCUUUUUAUGGCAGCCGUGGCGUCUGCUGGAUUACUCCACGCCGCCCCCUUGGUGGCUGCACCAGCGGCGGUGGCUGCUCUUCCAGCACCGAUCGUAACUGCUAGAAGCAGCCAAGUUGUGGCUAGGAACUACAAUACAUUCGCUGCUGCGCCACUCGCAGCUUAUGCCGCCGCCGUACCUGCAGCUGUGCCCGCAGCUUUACCAGCAGCCGCCCCGGCACCCAUUGCUCUGGCUGCACCGGCUGCACCAGCCGCACCGUUGCCAUACGCUGCGUUCACCUACGCUGCUCUAGCGGACAUGCCCCGCAACAGUGGGGGUAUAUUACUGGACGAAACUGACUAUAAAAGACCUCUAGCCAAUUCACAUGACAGUACAGUUGUACAUUGCAAUCCACCCGAUCCACUUUCGAGACCUCAACAACUAAAAAUGUUCGCCGUGAAAUUCUUGGUUCUGCUCGCCGGUUUGAUCGGCGCGUGUUCCGCCGGUUUAUUGCCAGCAGCGGUGCCAGCAGCGGCGGUCGCAGCACCGAUUCCAGCGGCGUUGACGAUCGGUACCUACGCCUCCAGCUACAACGCGCACGCGAUCAAUCACGCGGUCGCUGCACCGUACGUCGCCAGCCCUGUGAUCGCCCACGCCGCUGCUCCCCUCGCUUAUUCCAGCCUUCCAGCUGCUCAGCUCGCCUAUUCCGGCGUUCCUGCCGCCACUCUCAUCGCCGGCAGACGCUGAAAAUCGUAACCAAGAAGCCCGCGGCGGUCGCGAAUUCGAGGACAGUCCAGCAGAAACAUCCGGUUACGUCUCGACGCAACGGCCAUCCUCAACAGCUGAAACAACCGACUAACCUUCGACACCGUGCUGCUGUUCCCCUACCACGGUAACAAGAUCCUGGAUCCUCAGUGAAUGUCACUGAUCUGGACUAACAAAUCGACGGCCGUCGACGCUUCAGGAUGCUUUCUUCCUCGUUCUAUGCUUCUUUCCGCCUUCUAUUAUCCGCCGACCCGACCAAGUUUCUCGCUUUGUAAAAAGGAAUAAAAUUUAUUUUCUUUUCGUA